Labrus bergylta (ballan wrasse) is the source of this 1425-nucleotide messenger RNA. RefSeq names its product galactose mutarotase (gene galm). Gene Ontology annotation, molecular function: aldose 1-epimerase activity; carbohydrate binding. The record is from RefSeq and is a predicted model, not a curated record. NCBI's taxonomy places the organism in Eukaryota, Metazoa, Chordata, Actinopteri, Labriformes, Labridae. Gene Ontology annotation, biological process: glucose metabolic process; beta-D-galactose catabolic process via UDP-galactose, Leloir pathway.
GUCCAACAUGACUGAGGUGAGCCAUCAGAAAUGGGGAGAGUCCGGUGUGGACAUGUGGGUCCUCCAGUCCCCCCAGCUGAGGGUGGAGGUUCUCACCCUGGGAGCCACCAUCAGGUCUGUGUGGAGCAGGGGGAAGGAUGGACAGACAAAAGACGUAGUCCUGGGAUUUGAUGACCUGGAAGGUUAUCUGUCAGAUAAGCGGUACCAAGGAGCUGUGGUGGGCCGCGUGGCUAACAGGAUUGCACGAGGUCGCUUUGUAGUGGAGGGAAAAGAGUACAAACUGGAUAUUAAUAAUGGACCCAAUGCACUGCAUGGGGGGCUGCAGGGCUUCAAUAAGGCUGUCUGGCUUGCUACAGAAAUUGAAGGAGGUGUACAGCUGAGUCUUACGAGUCCUGAUGGAGACCAGGGUUAUCCUGGAGAGGUUCAGGUCUCUGUCUCCUACACCUUACAGGGGGAAACACUGACAGCUGAAUACCAAGCUCGGUCUACCAAAACCACCCCCAUCAACCUCACCAACCACGCCUACUUCAACCUGGCUGGACAGGGGGAAACUGAUAUCUAUGACCACCAAGUGUCCAUAAAUGCUCAGUCCUACCUGCCUGUGGAUGAUACAUCGAUUCCCACAGGAGAGAUCCGAGGAGUGGAAGGCACGCCCUUUGACCUCAGAAUGCCUGUUUUGAUUGGCCCUCGGCUGAAGGAAGUUCCAGGCCCAGGUUUUGACCACAACUUUUGUCUGUCAUCACCCAGAGAUGCCUGGACGGAGAGGCAUGCUGCCAGAGUGUGUCACCCAGCCAGUGGGCGUGUCCUAGAGGUUUCCACCAGCCAACCAGGGAUGCAGUUCUACACUGCUAACUAUCUGGAUGGCUCUAUGACAGGAAAGGGCGGGUCUCGGUACGGGAAGCACAGCUCCUUCUGUCUUGAGACGCAGAAUUGGCCUGACGCUGUCAAUCAGGUUUCGUUUCCUGAUAGCCUUCUGCGUGCUGGUGAGGUCUACCACCACAUCACCCGUUACACUUUCACGACCGCCUGAUCUGAACUUAACUGCAAGACAGCAGAGUAGAAGUCUUUGUGUUAUUAAGUGGAAAAUGAAGUGCUUUAUAACCUUGUCAUUUUUGAACUGUAAUCAUGUACCAGUUCCUGACUGUGUACCUGUGUCAUCUGAUAAAAAGAUUCUUGUUUUUUAAGGUUUAUUUUUGGGCUUAUUAUGGCUUCAUUUUAGAGACAGAUAUUGGGGAUAGAGAUAAGGAUUUUUUAUUUUUAAGUGAAGACCGCUGCUACAGCAGUCUUUGCAGGCAGAAUAAUUACAUCAUGGGUAUGUUAGGUGCAGGGCAGUAAUAAGAUGCUCAUAAUAUGAAUCAAAAACUGUUUUUCUUGUCCAAUCUAGUGCAAUAAAAUUCUUUAUUAAAAUUGAAUUAUAAAAUGAAA